CAGAGGGUCAUGGACCUGUCUAAAUCCCUGACUGACGAGGAGAAGGUCUUCAGGUACAAAGGCCUGCUGUACCCCACCAUCAUGAGCCCCCUCGAGAACCUGGAGGCCCUUAGGACCCUGGAGGCGCGACCGGAAGAUGUGGUGCUGGUGGCCUACCCAAAGUGUGGGUUUAACUGGAUGGAGAGUAUUCUGUGGAAGAUCAUCAGCAUAUCCACAGGGAAGAAGGUCAGAGAUGGGCCUCCUCAUAUGGAGUUUCUACAUCCAGACAUGCAGAAGAUGUUGGCAAAAGAAGCGUCUCCGAGACUAAUGGCAACUCAUCUGCACCCUGAUGUGAUGCACCCCUCCUUCAUGCAGAAGAAAGCAAAGAUGUUGGUAGUCUGGAGGAACCCCAAAGACACCCUGGUCUCUUUCUACCACUUCAUGAAUAAAAACCCAGUGCUGCCCAACGUGGAAUGGGACAAGUUCUUCACAGACUUCAUGAGUGGAGAUGUGCUGUACGGUUCAUACUUUGACCAUGCUAAUGCCUGGGAGAAGCUGUUUGACAAACCAAACGUGAAGAUGAUCAUGUAUGAGGAUAUGAAAGAGGACCUCAGUGGUGGCAUCAGGCAGCUCUCUGAGUUCUUUGGCUUCCUCCUGACAGAGGAGCAAGUCAAGACCAUAGCAGACCAGAGCACCUUCAGUGCCAUGAAAGAGAGUGCCGUCCAAACCCACGGCAAAUUUUCGCAAGUGGUAUUUCGCAAAGGUGAGGUUGGUGACUGGAAGAACCACUUCAGUGAAGCCCAGAGCCAGCAGAUGGAUGAGGAGUUCAACAAGAGACUAGCAGGAACCAGACUGGGGAACAGACUCAAAUAUGACACCUACUGCAAAUAGACUAGCAGCAGACAGGAGAACAGACUCAAAUAUGACACCUACUGCAAAUAGACUAGAAUCAGACAUGAGAACAUACUCAAAUAUGACACCUACUGCAAAUAGGGUGCCUCAAGACUGGUGUUUGCUAAUCUGAGCCAUCUGAAAACAACAAUGACCAGUUUCCUUCCAUUAGGCUAUUGUUUCUCAUUUCAACUCUUAGACUGCGCUCUUCUCUAUACUCACCCAUAGCCCAGUUGAAUUUCGAUGAAUCACUGGCAUGAAGUUGAGUUCAGAAUUUGUGAGCAUUGGGCUGAAAAGGAACACUCUGUAGUACAAUUGAAACCAUACAAAUCCAACAGCCAUAAAGUGAUUCGGUGAAAAUAUGGGCACUUAUCAGUAAAAUGAGAAAUCACUUAAGUAUACAGUAUAUAAAAAACAAAAAAGUUUAGCCUAUAGUCAAACAUACAUU
Molecule: messenger RNA, 1318 nt
Organism: Engraulis encrasicolus (European anchovy)
Lineage: Eukaryota; Metazoa; Chordata; Actinopteri; Clupeiformes; Engraulidae
Product: sulfotransferase 6B1-like
Exons: 7
Coding region: 10-870 (286 amino acids)
Biological process (GO): sulfation
Cellular component (GO): cytoplasm
Molecular function (GO): sulfotransferase activity
Source: RefSeq, a predicted model, not a curated record